AUGUGCUACGUGCUCGUCGAUGGCCGUGGACCGAGGUAUUACCUACCUCAAAGACCUCUCUCAAUCAUGAUGAUUUCUAAACCCCCUUUAUCUGACGCCCUCAACUACCUUUCUGACAUAUUCGAGCUCACCAAUGAUCUAAUGACUUACACUAUAUUCUGUAUGAUCGACAUUUGUGGAGCCGAUCUGAAUCAAGCCGACAAGUCGUCCGCUGUACCGCCGUUCAACGAACAUCAUGACCUCAUUUAUCCUUUAUGGUACCACAUGACACUUACGAAGUUUACAACUGUUUUGUUCAUCGGCGUUGCGUUCCUUGGGGCCGCUAUUGUUAAAGGCGACUUUUAUGCCAACUUUUUUGAUGAUACCGCCUGCACUGUCAAUGGAGGCAUUGGCGUAAGUAUCAACAACGAUGGAUGUCUCGCCGAAGCUGGUCGAGGAUCAGUCUACUUUCCCAAUACUGGUAUCGUUGGUCCGGCCAACCAAUACUGUCUAGUCGUCACUGGAAGCAACGGUGACUGCUCCUGUCAAAGUGCUCAUUACGACUUUACGUCUACUGGGUUUUGUCAUGAGUUGAACCCAAGCGACCAAAGUUACAGGAUCAUCCAUCAAUCGUGCGCUGCAAACAAUUGUUAA
Molecule: messenger RNA, 633 nt
Organism: Tremella mesenterica DSM 1558
Lineage: Eukaryota; Fungi; Basidiomycota; Tremellomycetes; Tremellales; Tremellaceae
Exons: 6
Coding region: 1-633 (210 amino acids)
Source: RefSeq, a predicted model, not a curated record